GUUAUUAUUAUAUAUGUUUUAGCUGCACAUUUUAAAUGUUGCUAUACGAUUUAAGAUUGCGGCCAUAUAGUAUAUGGCUGCAUAUUAAUUUUGCAAUGAAAUUCUAGUAAAAAUGCAGCUAAACUUUUUCAUAUAUUGGCUAAAGUUGCACAUUUUCUAAGUGCAGCCUUUUCACCUAUGGCUGCAAUUUGUUUUGGCAGAAAGGUAAAGAAUGUGUUAGUGUGACUGUUUAAGAAAAUAAUGUUUUAUUUUUUGGAAAAGUGAAUAUGAUGAUCUGACAAGAGGACUGUUAAACUUUGACAGAGUUCAAAUAAAACAGCUUCAACCCAUAAUACAACAUUGGAUACUUAUAAUGGGCAUUAUCCCCAAUCCCCAUUCUUGGCCCAAUUCUAUCUAAAAUGUUUUCUUACAUUAGCUGUCUAUAAACCAUUUUAUAUCAGAUAGCGUCUACGAGAGUUGAUACUUGGCCCAAUUCUGUCCAAGAGGUUUGGUUUUCUUACAUUAGUUGUCCAUAAACCACCCAAAGUCAGACACAAUUCACGAGAAACAGACCCCAGCCUCACCAGUACAUAUUUUUCACAAUAUUCUUUCCUGACACUUUCAACAGCCUGGCAACAUCACAACAAAUUUGUUGUCACUCUGUUGUUUUAGUUAUGACCGUAUCUGACAUUCAUAUUUCAUGUUUUGUUUUAGUUUAUUCAUUCAUAUCAUGCUUAUACUUAGACAUCCAUAAUGUGUGUAUGUUAGUUUAUUAAAAAUUCAAUUUUUACAAUUUUUGCCUAUAAAUUCCCACCGAGAGUGAAAAUUCAUCAUCAAGAAUUCUGUUGAAUUUGCUUUUACUCUAUCAAAAACAUGCAUAAUUGUUUACUUUUGUUAGCUGCCCUGGUUUUUCUUCCAUUCACUGUAGGUCAAGCACCUUUUGACCUGUACAAGUUAAGUCUUAGAUGGCCUCCUUCUGAAUGCAACAUUGGCCAACUUAAGUGCACACCGACGGUUCUUAACUAUUGGGUUAUUCAUGGUAUUUGGCCUACAUAUGAGAAUAAUACAGCAGUCCCCAAGUAUGAUAAAACCAAAAAUUCUUGUGCUCAUAAUCCUACAAAGGAAAACCAAAUUAAGGCUAAGUUGUCCUCCAUUAAAAACACUCUAACACAAUUUUGGCCAAGUCUCCGAAAUUAUGCAAAGGAUAAAACAAAUCUAAAAGAUUGGAUCCAUGAAUGGAAGUUUCAUGGCCAAUGCUCUGAUUACCCAACAGAUCCUCUAUCAUAUUUUAACUCUGCCCUAUCUCUCAGAAGAAAGAAUGACUUAGCAGGUACUAGAAUUCAACCUCGAGAAGAACCAUAUCAAGCAAAAGAGAUUGUAGAUGCAGUCAAGCAAAUUUUGGGUGCAACUCCUGAAAUUACAUGCAACACACACCGUCCAAGUGGCAUGAUCCAACUGCGAGAAGUUCGUAUGUGCUUUAAAAGAGCCAAGCCCCCUACUGAACCUAGAGAUUGCCCCAUCCAGUUUUCUGGUACUUGUAACAAGGAAUCUGACCAUAUAAGGGUGCCUCCUGCUCCAUCACCAGGACAUUCACAAGUACCAUGGCUGCCUAUUAAUAUAUUUUUAUUGGCUUUUUGUUUAGGAAUAGUUAUUUAGGUGUUUGAUUUUAGUUAGCUUUUCUUUAUAUGGUGGAUGACUGUUCUACUUUUAUUAGGUUUAAGAGAAAUUAAUAUUAAUUCUCUUUUAGUUUAAGUUUUUCAAUGAAAUGCAAGCUGCUUAUCAUGUAUGUUAUUAGAA
Theobroma cacao (cacao) is the source of this 1776-nucleotide messenger RNA. Lineage: Eukaryota; Viridiplantae; Streptophyta; Magnoliopsida; Malvales; Malvaceae. The record is from RefSeq and is a predicted model, not a curated record.